AGUAAUAAUCAAUGCUAGAGAGGGUCUACUCCAUAAAGAUACCUUUUGUACAUAUUUUAGUUCCUCACAUUCAUUUUAGAUUCAGAUGGCGAUGUUUUGAUGUUACAAAUUUUCAUAGAGUGGACACUCUCAGUCUUCUCUCUGUAGUCAGUGGCCAUUUUAUCAUUUCAGCAUGUAACUUUUUCUAACCUUCAUGAUGUAAACAAAAUCAGCCUUGCCGGUCCCGCCUAAACAAUCGACUCGAUCAUGUAGGCAUUGCCUAGGGCUCAUUUUGCAUUGAUUUGCUUUGUCCAAACAAUUCAUUGUUGUAUAAUUAUUAGUAGUUAUUGAAUUCAUAAUACUAGUUACGAAUAUCAACAUCAAGAUGCCUUAUGAUUUUCAAUUUAAUCUACAGCAAAAAGCAACAUUAUCUGUUGCAAUAUCACUCCUGAAAAAGAAUGAAGUUAAACGUAAAAUCAGACAGCUUGCUAAUCUCGAUGGAAGAUUGACAAAAGCCGGAGUUGAAAGAAAAUGGCGACAAAUUAUCAACCUAGUCAAAGAAUUAAAUCAACAUGUAUUACCUCCAACUUUAGAGAAUGAACUGAUGUAUUUUGUCAGGAAAUUAGGAGAAAAAUUAUACAAUUGGUAUGUCCUUAUUGAAAUCGAGAAUCAAUUCCCGUUUAAAAUAGAAGAAGUGAAAGAUUAUUUAGAUGAAAUAUACUGGACACCUUAUGGUACUAUUGAUGAAGUUAAAAUAUUCGAAUCAUAUUUGUCAAAUAAUCCAAAUCGUUUUCCUAAAAUAAUGUAUUGUAUUGCAUGUUAUUAUGCAUUGGAGGAACAUAUCGAUGAUUUGUGGGAACAAAUGUCAGAAGAUUCGAAAAAACAAUGUGAUGAGGACAUAUUUACGAAUGUUGAUCGACAUAUAUGGGUAUAUUGGAGACAUUGGAGAGAUGGUAAUCUGCCUUUAUUGAAAUUCUAUUUCGAUACAUUCUAUAUGUUAAAAGAACCACUUACGUACGAAUAUGAUUUUUCAUAUCGCAUUGAUCAUUCUCCAGAAGAAAAUAUGUUGUGGAUGUCAGUACAUGAAGGUGAUCAUAUUGCAGCUAAAUAUUUUUGGGGGAAGAUAAAUGAAAGAGAAAGAAAUGCUUGUAUUAUAGACUGUACUCGCAUGGCUAUGAUGUGUUACGAUGAUUAUGAAAUUGAGAAUAAAAAAAUAAAGAAUCACAAGAAAGAGAGGUAUGCAGAGAUCUGUUUAUUUUUAAUAAACCAGAUGAAUAAAGAUCAAAAGGAAUUUCUUUUCAAUCAAGAAUUAUCACUGGAAAACGUUGAUGAUUUUGACAUUAUGAAUGAAGAUGUAAAAUCUAAAAUUCUAGUAAUGUUGUUGUUUGUGUGGCCAUGGCAAGAACUUUUCAUACCAGUAUUAAACGAUAUGUUGCCAUAUGUAAAGACUAAUAGUCUCACACUUAGUAUAAUGUUAUUUGAAUCUUCAAGGAAAAUGUCUCAUGAACACAAGAAAGGCUGUAAUAUAAAAAAUACCACUUACUCUAGUAUAUUACAAACAGUCUGGAGUCAUCUUCUAGUUACUACUAAACGAAAGAUGAUAUAUUCUGGUAUAAGUGGUCUUGUAAACGAAUUACUAGCAGUACAGGACUUAGAAAGUAUUAAUUUGAUAUUUAAUGAUCCAACAAUACCAGAUCUCAGAAAUCAACUCAUAGAAUCUGGAAAAAGGGGAUAUAUGAGAUUAAUCUCAAAUAAUCAGUAUGCAUUUUUAAAUCAGUUCAUAGAGAGAGUACUUAUAAGUGAUAAAGAAAAAGAUGAUUUCAAAAAAAAAGUUAUUGAAUGGAAAGGAAUAAUAGAAGGAGAACAACUUGAUGUAGCUGAAGAACUUCACAAUUUAUGGCCUCCAGAAAAUGCUACAUCUUCAAAGUAGUUUAGAUUAUAAUAUUGUUCUUUUUGAAUAUUUUUUGAAGUAAAAGCGAUGUAAAUUAGUUAAUAAAUUCAGUAAAGUUAAAGCAAAACAAUUAAUGAACAAAAGAUGGUAAUGCUCAUUGAAUGUAAUACAAUGGUUCAACUAAUUUUUUUUUUACUUUUAUAUUGUGUAAAAACUUUGGUACUACUUUUCAGAUUAUAAAAUAAUUUUUUAUCUUUUUUUUAUAUAAAUCAUAUAUGAUUUUCAAUUUAAUUCCAUAUAAAAUUGUAACUUCUACCU
This is a messenger RNA of Chelonus insularis, 2188 nucleotides long. RefSeq lists its product as uncharacterized. The transcript is spliced from 2 exons. The coding region runs from base 365 to 1909 and encodes 514 amino acids. The record is from RefSeq and is a predicted model, not a curated record. Lineage: Eukaryota; Metazoa; Arthropoda; Insecta; Hymenoptera; Braconidae.